UUAUUAGACAAAGAUUCAGAAUCUAAAAUGAAUAUCUUUUUUACUAUUCCUAAAGCACUUCCAAGAUUUUGGCUAUCCUUUCUUCUGCUCAUCUCUUGUGUUCUCUUACAAGGCUAUGGAGAUGAUGAGUCUGCAAAAGGAGACACUAAAGUUAUACGUAUUGGUGCAAUUAUUGAUGUUAAUUCUCGUAUUGGUAAAGAACAGCAACUAGCCAUGGAAAUUGAAGCUCAAAACUACAAUAAGACAUCGAAGACUCACAAGCUGGCUCUCUAUUUCCAGAACGCCACUAAGGAAGCCUUCAGAGUCACAUCUCUCGCUGAAGAGUUAAUUGAAAUGAAGCAAGUAGAAGUAAUUAUAGGGAUGCAUACGUGGCAGGAAGCUGCUCUAGUGGCUGAAAUUGGAAGUCAAGCUCAAGUUCCAAUCAUAUCCUUUGCAUCACCUGCAAUUACCCCGCCAUUGACACCGAAACGAUGGCCUUAUCUGGUAAGGCUAGCGAACAAUGUGACUGCACAAGUAAAAUGCAUUGCAGGCAUAGUGAAUGCUUUCAGUUGGCAAAGAGUAGUAGUCGUAUAUGAAGAUGACGGCUAUGGUGGUGGAGACGACGGGAUGUUAUCACUCCUUUCUGAGGCCCUCCGAGACUUUGGUUCGCUAAUAGAGUACCGUUUAGCUCUUCCACCAAUAUCUAUUUUACCAGAUCCAGGAGGGCUAAUCAAUGAGGAGCUGAUUAAGUUGGUAAAGCAAAGUCAGUCUCGUGUUUUCAUUGUUUUGCACUCAUCCUUAGAAAUGGUGACUCAUUUUUUCAGAGAAAGUUCAAAGAUGGGACUUGUGGAUAGAGAUUCAGCUUGGAUAAUCUCAGAGAGCAUAACUAAUUUGCUUGACUCUCUGGAUAAGUCCGUUAUUUCCUCCUAUAUGGGAGGGUCUUUAGGAAUCAAGACACACUACUCAGAAAAUAGCGGUGAGUAUCAAGAUUUUCGAGCUCAGUUCAGGAAAAAAUUUCGUGCAAAAAAUCCAGAGGAAGAUAAUAGUAACCCAGGAUUUUAUGCUUUGCAAGCAUAUGAUAGCAUCAAAGUUGUCAUUCAAGCAGUAGAAAGAAUGGAAAGGAACAAUAGUAGCAGCACAGAGGCUUUGCUAAGAGAAAUAUUGUCUAGCAGUUUUCUAGGUCUAAGUGGGGAAAUUCAUUUUGAAGCAGGUCAGCUCUUGCAGAAUCCUAUCCUAAGGAUGGUAAAUGUAGUUGGGAAGAGUUAUAAAGAAAUAGACUUUUGGACUCAAGAAAAUGGGUUCACCGCAAGCCUGCCUACAGGAAAAAGUGAAGAAAAUGCUACUGCUAAUACACAAAGUUUGGCCGGUGUAGUACAAUGGCCAGGGAAUUUGCAGAGAACUCCAAAAGGUUGGAAUAUGCCUAUUAAGCGAAACCCAUUGAAAAUUGCAGUUCCAGGAAGAACUUCAUUUUCAAAGUUUGUCAAGGUUGAAUAUGGAAAAAGUCCAGAUCAGAAUCAAUACAGUGGAUUCUGUAUUGAGAUUUUCAACAAGGUGCUAGAUCUUUUGGAAUAUGAUCUACCCUGAGUUUUAUCCCCUCAAUGUAACCUAUCCUGAUCUCGUUCAACUUGUGUACAACAAGGUAGCAAUUCUUCUUCAUUCAACCUUUUCUAUCUUUUUCAGAAAUAGAAAAGUAGAAGUUAUAUUACACAUCAUUUAUCAGAGUGCUGUUAAAAACAAUGACAUCAUUCUUCAUGAAUUUUAAGCAGCCAAAUGUACGUUGUUUUCCUUCCUUAACUAGCAAUCACUCCUUUCCCCAUGGCACAUGCUAUAAGAAAACACUGAAUUCAAUUCAAGACUUGACAGAAUUAAAUUUUUUUCAGGGAAUCUAGUAUUUUUGUUGAAGGGAACGUGAUGGUCGUGACCAAGUUCAACUGUGCCUUAGACUUCAUUAUUGUUUCCAUUUCUAGAAGAUAACAAACAUCUUAACUUUGUUUUCUAAAGCAUGAUUCUCUCAAUCUAGCCACCACUGAAUAUUUUUCUUUACAAUCAUUUUUGUCUUUACGUCGAAGCAUGCACAUGGGUGCGUGUGCAUGUGCAUGCUUGGCAGAGAAAACCUUCAAUUUUUCAUACAGGGCAUUAUGUCUUGUUAACUUCUGAAUUUUAUGUACCAUUUUGGUUCUACCUCACCGAACUAAAUUACUUCCUUUUUGUCUUAUAAUGGUGGUGGAAGACUUAUGAUGCAGUGGUUGGUGACAUGA
Prosopis cineraria is the source of this 2237-nucleotide messenger RNA. Its product is annotated as glutamate receptor 2.7-like. Bases 28 to 1563 code for a protein of 511 amino acids. The record is from RefSeq and is a predicted model, not a curated record. The transcript is spliced from 2 exons. NCBI's taxonomy places the organism in Eukaryota, Viridiplantae, Streptophyta, Magnoliopsida, Fabales, Fabaceae.